AUGGCAACACUGCAGAAAUUCAAGCUCUUAGCCACGCAGUGCGCCGUCGCCGCCAGCCCUACCAGAAGCCCCUCCGCCAGUCCGGUAAUCCACCUCCGCCGGAGGAAGACUCUCCGAAUGCUGCUCUUUCGCGGCGGAGGUGGCAGCGGCCGGAGGCAGCUGCCUUCGCCGCAACGCCCCACGGAUCGGAAGGCGAGCUCGCCGGAGAAUGGAAAGGAGCUUCUCGUUAGCAAUAAGCUCAAGGAUUUGUUCGUCUCGUCGCCGCCUCCGGCGAUGGGGGAGCAGCUCUCCGAAAAUGUGAGAGGAGGAUUGCCACCGUCGCCGAGCGGCGGCGACUUCCAGAGAGGCGUCCCCCGCCCUCUCCGGCCGCUGUCGGCUACGCUUCGCCAGCGCCUACUCCGACGAGCUUUUCGCCCUGUCCUCGUCGGCAUACCGGAGUAA
This is a messenger RNA of Andrographis paniculata, 441 nucleotides long. RefSeq lists its product as uncharacterized. Bases 1 to 441 code for a protein of 146 amino acids. The record is from RefSeq and is a predicted model, not a curated record. The transcript has a single exon. Lineage: Eukaryota; Viridiplantae; Streptophyta; Magnoliopsida; Lamiales; Acanthaceae.